UUUGUUUUGGCCAUCACUACCACCUAUCGAGCACUCGAUACUAGGGCCUAUCGACCUAUUUUCAGCAGCCUAAAGAAAAAAGGCAAUAUUUUGCGAAAAACAGUCGAAACAGAUCAAAAAACACCCGCUUCAUUGGCCAAAGGACAUCUCUUUUAUGCAACGCAAAGAGAGGGCAAACCAGACAAUUGCAGUGUAAGGCAAAUGUGCGCAAAAUGAAAGUGACAAUCAAGUCAUGGACGGGAGUUGCAACUUGGCGUUGGAUAGCGAAUGACGAGAACUGCGGUAUUUGUCGCAUGUCCUUCGAGAGCACCUGCCCGGAGUGCGCGCUGCCCGGUGACGACUGCCCGCUGGUGUGGGGUGUCUGCUCCCAUUGCUUCCACAUGCACUGCAUCGUCAAGUGGCUGAACCUGCAACCGUUGAACAAACAGUGCCCCAUGUGCCGCCAGAGCUGGAAGUUUAACGUGCAUUAA
Molecule: messenger RNA, 470 nt
Organism: Drosophila eugracilis
Lineage: Eukaryota; Metazoa; Arthropoda; Insecta; Diptera; Drosophilidae
Gene: lmgA
Product: anaphase-promoting complex subunit 11
Exons: 1
Coding region: 213-470 (85 amino acids)
Biological process (GO): anaphase-promoting complex-dependent catabolic process; positive regulation of mitotic metaphase/anaphase transition; protein ubiquitination
Cellular component (GO): anaphase-promoting complex; nucleus
Molecular function (GO): cullin family protein binding; zinc ion binding; ubiquitin protein ligase activity
Source: RefSeq, a predicted model, not a curated record